AGCAGAGCAAUAGAUAAGAAAUUUUGCUCGCCAACUUUUGUUUAUUUUAUUCCUCUGUUGGCCGCCAGUGGUGCAACUUGACUUUCCCCAUGGGUCACCUGGACAAGUGCCGCGUGUGCUCCUGCGGGGUGGCCAGCGACGACGAGGCCUACAACCUGCUGCACCAACCGCUCCUGGCCGUCAAGUUCUCCGAGUGCACCAAUUUGGUGGUGGAUCCCGACGACCAGGACAUCCUCCCCAGCGAGAUUUGCUCCGAGUGCUACGAGCUCCUGGAAAAGUUCCACUCCUUCCGGGCCCUGUGCAUUAUCGCCGAUAGGAAAUGGCGCCAGAAGAAUCUCUUUAGCCGGAGGGAAAUCGACCGGCGAAACCCGGUUCUCGAAGUGGAAGACGACGACGACGACGACGAGGAGGAUGAGGAGGUGGAGCUGGAGCAGCUGGAGAACGACAUGAAGGAAGUGCUGGAGCACCUGCACGUAGACGAGCAGGCGCUGGCGGAAGUUCAGGUGAUCCAACCCCUUUUCGAAGCCCCAGAGUUGAUUAUUUGCGAUAGAACUUUGAGUCCCGAAAACUCAUCCCAAGCAUUGACGCUGAAAACCACCACCAAAAAAGUGGAACCCCAAAAGAAAGCCAUGGAAGAAUACUCGCAGCUCAGAUUCAAGUGCGAUAUCUGCUCCGAUGAGUUCAAGGAGGAAAGACGCCUGUUCCUGCACAAGAAGGAGCACGAGGGGCACAUGCUGUACCACUGCACGGAGCCGGGAUGCGGGGAGGCGUUCAACCGCUACGAGAGCCUGAGGCAACACGAGCUCUGGCACUCGGAGGAAAGCACACGGUUCGUCUGCAUGGAGGAGGGAUGCGACAGGAUAUACCGGCACAAGACUUCGCUCAAUCACCACCUCAGCAAGGCCCAUGCUAUAGGCAAACCCCCGAAAACACACAUGUGCGAGUUCUGCGGACGGGUGUUCAAGAAUGGCUCCGCCCUGAGUCAGCAUCGGUUCUCACAUGAAGAUCAAAUGGAGCUGCCAUAUGCCUGCGAGUUGCCCGACUGCCACAUGCGAUUUUAUAGCAAGGAGAAGCUUAAGAUCCACAUGAUGCGCCACCAGGGCAUUAAGAACUACUGCUGCCCCUAUUGCGGACUCAAGAAGACAACGAAGAACGAGCUGCGACUCCACAUCAACUUCCAUACUCUGGAAAGGACCUGGUCUUGUAAGGACUGCACGAAAGUCUGCAACAGUUCAACUAGUCUCAAAAAGCACGUGCGUGCGAUCCACGAAAAGGCCCGGGAUUACGCCUGCAAUUAUUGUGAGAAGAGGUUCGCCACCUCGGAUACCAGGAAGUACCACGAGAUGACCCACACGGGCGAGAAGAACUUCGAGUGUAAUGAGUGCGGCAAGAGGUUUAUACAACCAUCUGCCCUGCGGACCCAUCGCAAAGUCCACGAAUCGAAUGGGAAUCAGAAGACAGUAUAUACUAUUUUGCAGGUGGCCAGCAUGGUUUAAGAUGCUAGUCCGCUUACCAACAAAUCCACGAUGACAAUAAAUCAACGGAAUCAAAUACACUCAUAUCUUAAUGAUCUGCAUUUAUAAAUAAUAUCUAAUUCUAAAAGAAAAGAAGGGGUUUUCCCCUUUUUAAAUUACAGUCUGUAUUUUCGGUUUCGUUAAAAUUUGUUAAAUUAUUUGUUACUUUUAAACCAAUUUUAA
Drosophila biarmipes is the source of this 1697-nucleotide messenger RNA. RefSeq names its product gastrula zinc finger protein XlCGF46.1. Gene Ontology annotation, molecular function: zinc ion binding. Lineage: Eukaryota; Metazoa; Arthropoda; Insecta; Diptera; Drosophilidae. Gene Ontology annotation, cellular component: nucleus. The transcript is spliced from 2 exons. The record is from RefSeq and is a predicted model, not a curated record. The coding region runs from base 90 to 1496 and encodes 468 amino acids.